Messenger RNA from Photinus pyralis (common eastern firefly), 1422 nucleotides. RefSeq lists its product as uncharacterized. Gene Ontology annotation, biological process: DNA integration; DNA recombination. The record is from RefSeq and is a predicted model, not a curated record. NCBI's taxonomy places the organism in Eukaryota, Metazoa, Arthropoda, Insecta, Coleoptera, Lampyridae. The transcript has 2 exons. Gene Ontology annotation, molecular function: DNA binding. Bases 322 to 1422 code for a protein of 366 amino acids.
AUAUUUCAUAAUGAGUGUCGAAAGUGACUGAUAUCAUGCGAGUGCCGUUAGACAAACGAGGCGAAGCCGAGUUUGGCUAAUAAGCAUGAGCAUGAUAGUCACUUUCAACACGAGUCGUGAACACUAUUUUUUAGACGACUUGAACAAUAAAAGCUUUCACUAGUAUCACUAAUAUUUCAAGAAUAUGUUACGCCAUUUUUUUAUUUUACUGUUGGUUGGCCACGACCGCGGUUUGCUAUGGAUUGUUUACUGUUUUGUUUUGCUAGUUCUGUCAUACAGUGCAACGAUUAUUACUAAAACGAAUUUUAAGUGGUGCGUAAAAUGGAGAGCGAUAAAGAAGACGAUGUUUUACAACUCACACCACCAUCAGUAGUUGAAGCGGCCAGCGAGAAUACUUUGGCGUUGCUCCCAACGAAAUCGCGGCUGCGUUACGAAGAUGCAUACACCAAAUUUAUGGAAUGGCGCAAGAAAUCCCAAGUGAAAUCCUCAUUUUCGGAAAACGUUUUGCUGGCGUAUUUUGGCGAAUUGUCGAACAAAAUUAGCCCCAAUACUUUAUGGACGCAGUUUUCUAUGCUAAGAAGUACACUUAUUGUUCAUCAGAAUGUCAAUGUAGGUACUUAUCCUAAACUGAAAGCUUUUCUGAAACGAAAGGCGCAUGGUUAUAAACCAAAAAAGUCGAAGACUUUAACUGGAGAACAAGUAAAUAAAUUCAUAACUGAAGCUCCAGACGACAAAUAUUUGUUACAAAAAGUAAUUUUGGCGUUUGGAAUUAGCGGCGCUAUGAGACGACACGAACUGGUUCAACUUACAGUUGAUGAUAUCAAGGAUGCAGGAUCAGCACUUAUCGUAAAACUACCGAUCACAAAAAACCGAAAAGAGCGUGUUUUUACAAUAAUUGACGAAUUUUACGAAAUAUAUCGAAAAUACGCAGUUCUUCGGCCACCCACGACGGAACGUCGGCUGUUUUUAAACUAUCAGAACUCCAAAUGCACAAAACAACCUGUGGGGAUCAACAAAAUUGGUGGUAUACCAAAACUAAUUGCAACCUAUUUGGGUUUGGAAGAUCCUGCUGCAUUCACAGGUCACUGCUUGAGACGAUCAUCGUCUACAAUUUUUAUGGAUGCAGGUGGCAGUAUGGAAGAUCUUAAACGUCACGGGGGAUGGGCUUCUACUUCAGUUGCAGAGGGCUACAUACAAGAGUCUAUUGGGCAUAAAAUGAAGGUGGCUGGUAAAAUAAUUACAGCUAUACGAAACUCGUCUGAAAAUCUUCCUGGAGAUGACUCUUAUAAUCAAAUGUUGCCGCCUAGCUCAACUUUUACAUCAGAGACAACUGUGGCUGAGUUUCCAGACUCCAAAUUCAUCAGUUUCAAUAACUGUUCCUUUACUAAUGUGUCCUUCAAUUUGCAUAAUGAACCGAAAUAA